This is a messenger RNA of Podarcis muralis (Common wall lizard), 2898 nucleotides long. RefSeq names its product F-box/WD repeat-containing protein 12. The record is from RefSeq and is a predicted model, not a curated record. Gene Ontology annotation, molecular function: protein binding. NCBI's taxonomy places the organism in Eukaryota, Metazoa, Chordata, Lepidosauria, Squamata, Lacertidae. Gene Ontology annotation, cellular component: cytoplasm.
CGCCGCCUCAAUGCUUGUGUUGCGAUGCUUCCGGUUCCCGGGUGCAGUUCGCAAGCUUCUCUGCGCGCGGGGCGAAAGAGCGCAGGGGAGGCGGGGUGAUCCCGCUUGCUUACUCGGGACAUUGCCCAGAGUUCAGAUGAUCGCUAAAUCUCCCGUGCUGGUUCUAAGCUGCUUCUUAGUCCUUUAUGGUGGUGCUUUGUUGUAUUAGAAUCGUAGAGUUGGAAACGAUCCCAAAGAGCUCAUCUGAUCCAACCCCUGCAGUGCGGUAUUUUGGCCAUCAUUAAUUGCAUCUCAUGCCUUUUGUUUACCGCCGUAGUAGCUGUAUAGAAGAACGUAAUGUGUGCUGCAUCAGGCAGAUUUGGGGGCAUCAGGUGGCAGGACAGUCUCAAACAAUGAUGUUCUCCAUAGUGUGUAGAGCGAUCGUCUUCAGCUGCUGGGGCGGGGCCCACUAGUGGGCUGCGGCCUGAUCCAGGGUGGAUCGCCACAAGAGCAAACACGUGGUAAAAGAUUAAGAAAUAAAGUCCCCAAAUGCAUGUUUGGGUUAAAAAUAGUACCUAGGUCUGAAAAGGUUGAAGAUACCUGGAACAGAGAAUGUCUACGAAUGUAAAACCCUCUGAACGAACACAUCAACAUAUUUAUCUCUGAUUGGUUUAAAUUACCAACUAAGUUCAAGCUUUUUUAUUAUUGUGCGAGGCAGUUACAGUGAAAUGUAUAGUCUCUCCCCUGCAGAGUGAGACUUGCUUCCAAUUAACCAUUCAUAGGAAGUUGAUCCAACGCGAUCUAGAAAAGACUGGGAGCUUCUGAGUUCUAUGAGAUGUACAGUCCCACUUUUUAAAAAUUGGCUUUAUUCCCAGAGAAAUGUGUAGAGCAGACAUAGGGACCCUGAGAUAAUGUUGGGCUACAAUUCCCAUUAUCCCUGCCCGUUGGGCUUGCUGGCCUCGUGUACAUAUAGGAGAUAAAGCUCCUCGAGUAUUAACAUUGCACGUUCACUAUACAAUAAAUUCCAAGGAUUCCAAAAAAACUGAUGCUUGCUUCCUUGACGUGCGCGCGGAUGCCAGGGGUUCUAUUGCCCAGAAUCAACAAAUGCCUCUUGAUCAGGGACAAAAACAGCGGAGCAGCGUUUGAGACCUGCUUGCUUUUAAGCAGUGACAAGCAGCCGCCAGGCCAGCAGCGACGGAGCGUGACGCCCUCGCCCCGCCUUCGCUACCAGGCUGACCGGACAGGGGCGGGGUGGGAAGAGGAGCGUCCGGACUCCGCUUGUGCGUGGCGGGGGAUCUCGGAGGGAAGAUGAGCGCUGAGACGCUGACCCUGGACUGCAUCAUCCACCUGUUCUCAUACCUGGAGCCACCGGAUCUACUUAGAGCAGCCCAAGUGAAUAAGACAUGGAAUGAAGCUGCAGAGACCUCUUCUCUUUGGAGAAAUAUGUGUCUAAGACGAUGGGCCUUCUGCAAUAUCUCAGUGAUCCCAGGAAUGCAGACAUGGAAAAAGUACUAUCUCCACCGCUCUAAUCUUGAGCAUAAAAAGAUAUCUGGACGGCCUUCAGUUGACUACACAUGUAAAGCGAUGAGAGGACAUACAGGAACGAUAACUGGUAUGGCUUACCUAUCAGAGAACGAGCACACAUUUGCAACAGGAAAUGUCAAGUCUGUUGUGUGUACCACUUCUUCUGAUGGCACAGUCAGGGCAUGGAACGUCCAAGAGGGUACACAGAUUUGGUCAAGUCCCCAGCAGGAAAAUGGACUGCAAAACAUUGCCACGUUUCCUUCAGAUAAAUUGGUGGCUACAAUAGACUGUCAUGGGAUAAUCAAACUCUGGCAUGGAGAGACAGGGGAAGAGCUUGCAACAUUUUCAGUAUCAUCCUCAUCAUGCUCUGUGGUUGCCUACACAAUAAACAGCAAGCCAUUCUUAACGGUAGGCACCGGAGGAGGUAAACUCUAUACGUUAGCAGCUGCCGAUUUAAGCCAAAUUUCAUCCACACAACUGUUCCAAAACUGUGGCAUAGAUUCAUUGCUUUGUUCACCCGAUGGUCUAUGGAUAGUUGCUCGCCCUACAGAUAAUGCUUUACCACCAAAGGUGGUUUAUACACAUUCUGCAACUAAUUCUGUAGAUGAUGAAGUGUUAUCUAGUCCUCUUCCGAUCAGAGGUCAGUGCCUUGACACCUGCUGGUUACCCGCAGAACCCGCAAGAGUAGCUGUGCUGCAUAAUGAAGAGAUGAAUUUUCACAUUGUGAGCUUAGAUAUACACAUUGAGAAGAAGUCUAAAUAUAAAAUGAGUAUUACAGCUCGACAGGUUGCAGACUUCACAUUAGCAGCACAACUACGGAUUGGAGAGACGAUUAUGAAAGGAUUUGGCAAACAAACUAUUCUUUUAGCAACUGGACCAGAGCUGAAACUAUACACUCUGUCAGGAACUGAAUUAAUGGCUUUCAAAGAUCACCACAAUUCUAUUACAUCAAUCUGGGUGGAUCCUUUUCAUGUUGUCACAUCAUCCAUGGACCUCUCACUUCGUGUGUACUCCUGGAAAAAUGACAACAAAUCAUCUUUGCUGAACGGUCGCUACCACUUACUAGGAGGAUCCCACAGAUGGUCAAAUGGCUUUAGAAGUGUGGCUUGUGAUGAUGUGAGCAUUGUUGGUGUGGUGGCUGGAAAUGGAGACAUCUUAAGAGCAUACUCCUUUAACUUGUAAGACUUAAUGUUUCUCUCAUUUUAAGUCGUGUUAGUUUUGUUUGCCUGUCAAUUAACUCUAAAGUGAAUUCAUCAUCACAUGAUGCAGCCCAUGUGUAAUCUAGAGACAAAAUGUCAGUAUGAUUUAUAACAUUUCAUGCCACUUGAAAACAAAAGCAUGCAGUGAAAUCCAAGCUUUGAUGUUUUUAGAUCAACAAUAAACUAUUGAAGGGGU